Molecule: messenger RNA, 624 nt
Organism: Vicugna pacos (alpaca)
Lineage: Eukaryota; Metazoa; Chordata; Mammalia; Artiodactyla; Camelidae
Product: IQ domain-containing protein F5-like
Molecular function (GO): calmodulin binding
Source: RefSeq, a predicted model, not a curated record
AUGAAGACAGGAUACCUGUCUGGUCUUCUGGCUCCAGCCAAGGGCCUGACCAGUGCUUCCGAACUUCUGAGGAAGGGGCCAUUCUUGAUGAAGGAUAAGAACCCUUUCCUAGCUCAGGCCGGGGCUGAGGUGGGUGAGGAAUGUUCCCUGACUGUCUCUUCAUUUUCCUUGCAGCCCCCACCACCAGUGAAAAAGCCACCCCCUGACAAAGAGCUGCAAGCAAUAAAGAUCCAGGCCUGGUGGCGGGGCGUCCUGGUGCGCAGGACGCUGCUGCACGCUGCGCUCAGAGCGUGUAUCAUUCAGUGGUGGUGGAAGCAGAAGCUGGCAGAGCUGCUGGAGAAGAGGCGGCGGGCUGCGCUGGAGCAGUAUGCGCAGCAAAUAUGGGCAGUGGUCAAACUACAGUCCUUGGUCCGCAUGUGGCGCAUCCGCCUCCGUUACUGCCGUUUGCUCAAUGCUGUUCGCAUCAUCCAGGUCUACUGGCGCUGGCAUAAUUGCCAUACCCGUGGCUUUUUCCAGGGCAGCUACGAACUCACAGCGAGCCAGCUGGAACUUGAGCUUGAGAUCUUUCUGGGUUCACAGAUCUGUCGAAUUACAGACUGCAUCCCCUUCCCAAUAAAGAACUGA